AUGACUUCGAGAUCGCCAACCCCUCAACAUGACAUCGCCGAAACAAAGCAAGGGAACCAGUUUCAGUCUGCGUUAAUACUAUACGGCCCGCGAGAGAAAUAUACAUUGGUGCACGACCAUCCUAUUCCCGUACUCCGUGACAGCACGGAGAUCCUCGUCCGGACCGAAGUCAUUGGGCUCAACCCCAUCGAUUGGAAGUCGCCCGACUUCAACUUUGGCAUACCGCACUUCCCCUUUCUCCCCGGGCGGGAGCUCGUCGGCACUGUUUCGCAGAGCCACGCCGCGUCGCGCUUCCGCCCCGGCGACCAGGUCAUCGUCAUCUCCACCGACUACCGGGACGCGCGCAAAGCCGCGUACCAGGAGUUCGUCGUGGCGCUGGGGUGCAACGCCGUGCGUCUACCAAGCAGCGUGCCGCCCGCGCACGGCGCCGCCCUCGGCGUCGCCUUUGUCACGGCCGCGCUGGCCCUCGGCAGCUGCUUCGGGGCGCGCUUCGCCGACGGGCCCGACCUGCGCGCCCUCAUCGCGCGCGUCGACCCGGCGCGCAUACCGGCGGACGUGCGGCACGAGGCGCUGCACGGCAUCGAGGACCACGAGCGGGCGCUCGAGGGCGACUGGGUGGCCAUCUGGGGCGGAUCCGCCACGUCCGCGUACCUCACGAUGCAGCUCGCGCACCUCGCCGGGCUCAAGGUCGCCGUGCUCGUCGACCAAGCGCGGCACGGGCUGUGGCUAUCUUCCGACACGCACGCGCGUCCAGAGCUGCUCAUCGACAACAGCGACCCGCGACGGGCCGUUUCCAUUCUGCGCGCGACCGUCGGGGCGCGGCUCUUCUUUGGGCUGGACACGAGCGGCAAGGACAGCGGCGGGCCGUGGCUGCUGCAAGCGCUGCAAAAGACGGCGACGCUGUCGCCGCCGCCGACGCCGCCCGCGCGGAAGGAGCGCCGCGCGCACCUCAUCGGGCUCGCGGGGCUGCCUAGUAACACGGGCGCCGGCGUGCAGAUGCAUGCCGUGCCGCUCAAGCUGUUCCACGAGGUGCCCGAGGUGGGCCGCGCGCUGAGCGAGUGGAUGGAGGUGCUCCUGUGCACGGGACGGCUGCGGGCGCCCCGGAUCGUGGGCAAUCACUUUGGCCUGGCAGAGGUGAAUACGGCAUUGGAUCGCAUGCGCAAUGGCGAGGUCAGGGGCGGGAAGCUCGUGGUGACGGUGUAG
Molecule: messenger RNA, 1203 nt
Organism: Cordyceps militaris CM01
Lineage: Eukaryota; Fungi; Ascomycota; Sordariomycetes; Hypocreales; Cordycipitaceae
Product: oxidoreductase, zinc-binding dehydrogenase family, putative
Exons: 4
Coding region: 1-1203 (400 amino acids)
Molecular function (GO): oxidoreductase activity, acting on NAD(P)H
Source: RefSeq, a predicted model, not a curated record